CAACGGUUUGGGCUGUAAAAACGCUGUGCUGCGGGCCUAUACCGAACACGACAGCCGUUCAGCGCCGCCACCACAGCGCUGCGACCGCUGUGACUACGCACUGGCCUCGACGCCGCCGCGUACGCCGCUGCGCCGUCGCAAACUUAUAAAACGCGGCUCCUAGCAAACUGUCUGCCGACGCGCAGAGCACGCCGCUGCGUUCCAGAGCCCUGCGCUGAACCGCCGCGUGUUUCCUUGCUGCAACAGGCGCUUCCGGACCCAACCUUGCGUCCGGCACCGCUUCCGCGCUACCGCUCCGCCGAGCCGAGCCGAGCCGUUGGCCCGCAUUCUUGCUGUUGCAAGAUGGUUGACGGGGUUAUCUUCAACAAGAAGAACACGGAACACACUGCCGAGGUCGAGCGCUGCGUAAAAGCCGCGAAGGCGCAGACGCCGCCCAUCACCGAUUCUGCAGCGCUGAAAGCUUAUGUGCUGAAACACUCGACCUUCAAGUUCCGAACCGACGGCUCCAACAAAGAAAAGGUGGGCCGCUACGUCCGCGACAACUUCUGCACGGCGGCGGACAUCGCGCCGCCGCAACCCGUAUCGUGGCACAAGGACAAAACGCCGGCCUCGCCGCUCGACGAUCUGAUUCUGCCCGUGCUGCUCGUCGGCACGUUGAUUGUGAUCGCGUACUACAGCUGCAUGCGGCAAAGCGUGUGUUACGCCUCCAAGUUGCGCGACCGCGGCCCGAUCGGCUUCGCGCCGGCGGCGAUGGAGGGCAAGACGGACAAAGAGAAAGAUAAAGCCGCGAAGGACGCGGCGCUCUUCGAAACGUUAGUCGCCAUGCUCAUGCACCCGGACCACGAGGGCCAGGAGACGCUCAUCAAGGACAAAAAACUGAGGAAGCGCGUCAUGAAGGAGGUUAACAAGCGCCUCGCGGCCAAGGGCGUCGUGGCGCCGAUCAAGGGCGGCGCGAAGAAGCGCAUCGGCCCCGGCAUGAAGCUGUCGGGCGACGGGAAGACCAUUCUCGUGCCGUGGUACAAGGACGGCGUCCUCCAGCCCGAGGCCAAGUUCCCGUACGACACCGCGGGCCGGAUCGCCGCCGCCCAGUUCGUCCUCGAGAGAUGCGGCCACGCCGUGCGGCUCGCGCAGCUCAAGGAGAACCGCGAGGCCUUCGACAAGGGCGUCCCUCUCCACCUCCUCCCCCACAAGAUCGGCCAGGCCGCCGUUGACGCGCGGGAGGGCAAGGCCCUCACGCUGCCGUUGUGGUUAGUGGAGUCGUCGGACGAGUCGUCGGACGAGUCGUCGGACGAGGAUAUGCUCGGCGCGCCCGACGACGCCGAUGAAGAGGAGCGCGGCGCGCGGCCGCGGCGACGCGCGCGCGUCAAACCCGCGGACGGCACGGACGUGAGCGACGACGACGAGGCGGCCGCGCGGCAGAAGAAGCGCGCGCGCGGCGCCGCGGCCGCGGCGGUUGUGAGCCGCGAACGGGUCGGCGAGUGGUUGCGGAUCGCGCGGCGGCGACGCGCCGCCGCCGCGGACAGCUCCGACUCGGACGACGACUCGGACGAGGGCUCGGCCCAGUCGCGCGACGCCCGCGCCGCGGACGACGCGUCGCUGCUGCGGCGCGUCGUGGACGACGGCGAACUGCCGCUGUCGCUGCGCGAGCUCCCGAGCUGGAGACGCGGCGGCGCCGCUUCUGAUGAAGAUGACGAUAGCGACGACGACUGGGCGGCGUCUUUGGGUCCGCCGCUGGUCUUCCAUGCCGCCUACGUGGCGUUGGUCCGGGCCGUCGAUUCCAGGAGCCGACGGGACGACGUGCCCGGCGAGUACUGCAGAGCUACGCGCGACGCCGCGCCCGUAUGCAAGACGUUGGAGCGUAUCCAUGUCGAUACCCUGCGCACCCACGACAUCACGUUUGCGAGGAACUGGCAGUUCUUCUGGCCGUGCAACACGUCGCAGUUGUUGGGCAUGGCCCACGCCGACGAGCGUCUUUACGGCUACUGGCAGGAAGCGCUGAGGCUCCCGCGGGAGCAGUGGCUCGACCACAUUAAUCUACGCUUCUGGGGCGACCGCGCGCUUGCGUGCCGGGUACUCCGGCGAGAGUACGGCAUCGCCGAGGACGUGGAGCUGCCCGACGACCUCUUCGACGACCUGCGCGGGCUGUGGGUCGUCGCCGCGAUGUACAAUGCCGUGGAACUUCCGUUCUGCGCGCUCGUACUCCGGCCGGCCUCGCUAGACUGCCGCUGGUUUUCUCACGGCGCCGUCAUUGACCCGUAUGAGGUCAAGCGCUACUACGGUCACAAGCGCUUCAAAGUCGUCACUGAAUCCGUCGCCCACGCCGAGGGCAUCCGGAAGGUUAUGGAACAGGCGGGCGUCUUAGGUCUCUAA
Pelagomonas calceolata is the source of this 2370-nucleotide messenger RNA. NCBI's taxonomy places the organism in Eukaryota, Pelagophyceae, Pelagomonadales, Pelagomonadaceae. The record is from the annotation of a GenBank genome assembly.